AUGUCUGAGCGAGGAGUUCUCUCUGAUCUUCUGGGGGAGAGAAGUGUUAUUGAUAUGGGUAUAAGGAAAGAUGCUACUGUGGAGGAAGCGAUCUUGUGUUCACAUCGAAGAAGAAGACACUGUACGUGUACGGUGUUGCUGAAGGAUAUUGAAGUAGAUUUGAGUAGAAUGAGAGACUGUCUGAGUCAAGCGGAGGAAGGUAUUAGUUUGUGGAGAAAAGACUCAAGAUUUAAGAAUCAAUUCUCUGCUCAAAAGACUUGGCAGUUAAUACGAGAGACUAAAGCAAAGUGUAGUUGGUCUCGAGGUAUAUGGUUUUCUCAAGCAACGCCCAAGUUUUCUUUCAUGAUGUGGUUGGCUACUUUGGACAGACGUUCCACUAUGGACAGGAUCUUGUGCUGGAAUCCGAGCAUUGAUGCAACAUGUGUCCUUUGUAAGAACGCUCCAGAGUUUAGAGAUCAUCUUUUCUUUGAGUGUUCUUACUCUUUCCAGGUCUGGGAACAUCUUAUUAAAGGGAUGUUGAGAAACUCAUAUACCAAUAUCUGGUCCGGGAUUAUGCUUCUGAUCUCAGACAGGAAGAAGGAGAAGAAGAAGUUAUUUUGCAUCAGAUAUGCACUUCAAUCAGCGAUGUAUGUUCUGUGGAGAGAAAGGAACAAGGUAAAGCAUAGAGAAAAGCUAAUGCCUAAGGUAGUAUUGAAGAAGAUGCUUGAUAAAGAUAUACGCAACAAACUUAGCCUCUUAAGAUCGAAAAGAGUUAAAGGAAUGGAAGGUGCUUUGCAGUUUUGGUUUGUAACGAGAGCGUGA
Raphanus sativus (radish) is the source of this 801-nucleotide messenger RNA. RefSeq lists its product as uncharacterized. The record is from RefSeq and is a predicted model, not a curated record. Lineage: Eukaryota; Viridiplantae; Streptophyta; Magnoliopsida; Brassicales; Brassicaceae. The coding region runs from base 1 to 801 and encodes 266 amino acids. The transcript has a single exon.